Molecule: messenger RNA, 261 nt
Organism: Entrophospora candida
Lineage: Eukaryota; Fungi; Glomeromycota; Glomeromycetes; Entrophosporales; Entrophosporaceae
Source: the annotation of a GenBank genome assembly
AUGGACCAGCCAGUUACAAGUUGGGAUGUCAAUAAAGUGAAUUAUUGGCUUUCUUCACUUGGAUAUUCUGCAUAUGAAUCACAAAUAAAAGAACAAGAUAUAAGCGGAGAAAUAUUAGUUCAUUUAGAUCACGAGGCACUCAAGGAUCUUGGUGUUCGUUCAGUUGGUCAACGAGUUACAAUACUUAAAGCAAUAUACAAUCUAAAAAUACAACAUAAUAUCCCUGUAGAAACAGGAGAAUAUGUUCCGCCAUGUAUGUAA